UCAUUAGGGGGUGGGGAAAUGGUGACAGCUUCAGGAAGCCGCCGCCGGCACCGGGAGACACCAAGGGGCAGCAGCCUACUGGGUGGCAGCUCCCAGCCGUCUCCGCCACUCCGCCGCUCCGCCAGCCCGCCCGCCGCCGCCAUGGGCUCCCCUCAGCGCCUGCCGCUCGCCCACGUCUUCAAGGGGACCUUCGUGCACUCCAGCUCCUCGUCGCCCAUGGAGAUCCUCCGCGGACACCUGCUGGGGGUGGACGAGAGCGGGACGAUCGUGUUUUUGGAACAAGCUGAACAGCAAGAGCAACUGGCUAAGAAGUGGGAUUUCAAAAUGUCUGACAUAAGAGAACUGAGUAACUAUGAAUUCUUCAUGCCAGGAAUGGUUGAUACACACAUUCAUGCCCCUCAGUAUUCAUUUGCUGGUACAAGAGUAGAUCUACCUCUUUUGCAGUGGUUGACUACCUACACAUUCCCAACAGAAUCCAAAUACAAAGACAGUGAUUUUGCAGAAGAAGUGUACACCAGAGUUGUUAGGCGAACUCUAAAGAAUGGCACGACUACGGCUUGCUACUUUGCAACAAUUUACACAGAUACCUCUCUUCUUCUUGCUGAAAUUAUAGAUAAAUUUGGUCAACGAGCGUUUGUUGGAAAAGUCUGCAUGGAUCUGAAUGACAGUGUGCCACAAUACAAAGAGAUUACUGCUGACUCUGUCCGAGAGACAGACAGGUUUGUUAAAGAACUACUGGAAAGGAAAUAUCCAAGGGUACAGCCUGUAAUAACUCCCCGCUUUGGCCCUUCCUGCACAGAGGAUUUGCUGCGUGCCCUUGGCGAUUUAGCACAGGCUCGUGAUCUCCAUGUGCAGAGUCACAUAAGUGAGAAUGAAGAAGAACUCAAACUUGUGGCGAACAUGUUUCCUGCCUACCAGAAUUACACUGAACUAUAUGAUAAAAACAAGCUGCUUACCAGCAAGACAGUGAUGGCUCAUGCCUGUUAUCUUUCUGACGAAGAGCUGAAACUUUUUAGUCUUCGUGGAGCUGCAAUUUCACAUUGCCCCAGUUCUAAUUUUUCGUUGUGCAGCGGAGUCUUAAAUGUGCAAAAGGUCCUGAAACACAACGUGAAGCUUGGCCUUGGCACAGAUGUUGCCGGUGGAUAUUCAGCUUCUAUGCUUGAUGCCAUCAGGAAGACAAUGAUAGCAUCUAAUAGCCUUCAGAUCCAUGAAGUGAAUGAAACAGGACUAACUCUUAAAGAAGCUUUUAAACUAGCCACUCUAGGAGGAAGCCAAGCUCUAGGAUUAGACGAUGUGAUUGGAAACUUCGAAGUCGGCAAAGAAUUUGAUGCACUGCUCAUCAACACGAAGGCUUCAGAUAGCCCUUUUGACUUGUUCUCUGCUGAUAAUUUUGAGGACACCCUCCAGAAGUUCCUGUAUCUAGGUGAUGACCGGAAUAUUUCUGAAGUGUAUGUGGCUGGAAAGCAAGUGGUUCCUUUUUCAAGUUCAGUAUAAAUCCAUUUCCCUUUUGCAAAAUCUCUGCUGAUCGUUCUGCAUCUGAUUUGGAAAAGAUUGAUUAAACGCAGUGCCUGAUCAUCAGGAGUGGCACCUCAUUUUUGUUUAAUGUUUUAGAACUUGCAAAUAUUUUGUUAGACCUUUCAAGAAUUAUUUCACCAAAAUUGUCACCAUCUAUUUAAAUGUCUCUGUAAAAAUAGCAUGUGUGCAUUGAUAAGGGAUUUGGUAAAUUCCUUAAUUAAAGAAGAUACCUGCUGUUCCUUUUAAUAAUAGUGUAGGAAGCAUUACAAAGAGCAAUGAGACUCUCAUAGUCUAUAGUGAAUCUGAAUUUAAAAAAAGCCAGUGCUAGUAAAUUGAUUUUGCAGAUAAUGAAUAUCAUAGAAGAAUGCAAUUUCCAUAAUAUUAUCAUCAAGUAUGGAAAAAUCAGUGACCUUUUGGGGCAUUUAGAACAUUUUUGAGUUUUCUUUAGGAACUAUUUUUUUAAAAAAAAAAUUUAAUAUAAAACAUUACCUUUUUUUUUUUAAGAGAAAUUAGGUAAGAAGUGUGUGUUUAUAAAUAAAUAAAGGUCCUUAUUAUCAAAGAGUUCAGAUUUGCCAUCAUGUAGUCAGACAGAAGAGAACUGGUGGAAGAACCAAAUAAGAAACGGGGCAUUAGUCACAGGGAGAUGGGCUGGGGGAGUGGAAGGGCUGCGUUGCUCUCUGAUGCUGUCAGCUGAAACUGCAUUUCUGCAGAUUUUGUUCCUAAGUCUAGAUCAGCCUGAUCUUCCACCCACUCCACUGAAUUACCUUCAGCUGAGCAACAGCUGAAUGCAACUUGCAUUAAAUUAGAAGCAGGCAUUAGGCUAUCUGGGCAGGCUACUUGAUGGCAAACAAAUGAAGAGGUUUUUCUGGACUAGAGAGAGUGCUCCAUUUAGGUCAGCCUCCUGCAGAACCUUCCUGAGCUCAUUUGCUCUUGAUUGUUCAGACAGGACGAUAUGACAUCCUUUCCCCUUUCUGUAAGGGAAGUGAGCAGCUUUCAAAAAAAUCCAAGAGAAAUUGGCUAUUCCUGGCCAUUAUGACCUUUGACUUGAGGUGGGAAUUGUCACUGGAAAAAGCAUCUCAGCUUUAAUGUGCUCUUUUGUAUUUUUCAACAUGGCAACUGUAAUUCCAGCCCUGUACAAUUCCAGGUAAAAAAUGUGCCCUUUUGUUUCAGAAAUCUGUGUGACUUCCUUUCUUAAAAAGCAUAUUUGCCUACUUUUUAUCAGAGACUUUUUUUUUUGUGAGAUUUGUUUGAGGAGGGGUUUGCUUCUUGCUUUAUUAUGUUUCUUCAAUGCAAAGGAUGUAACUUUUAAUUUCAGUGUCAAUAGAGACAAUAUUGUAUCGAGUUACUGUAAACGUGUGUUAGAUAUGGUAUUAAGGCCUGCUUCAAACUCCUUUGAUUUCACUAAGCUUUGUUUCACACUUUUAUCUCACUGCCUGGGGAUAUAAAGGUACAGGACUUUCCUCUGGUCACUGUACCAAAGUCUUAUUUCGUGUCUCUGUCUGAGAGAGUGCUUGGCCCAAUGUCACUGAUAACAUUCUGAUUUUAAAUGCAUUUUCAGAGCUUACAUACUGUUAUGGUUACACCUACAUGAGACAGCGUAGUGUCAAGUGGAAGCGUAAAAGCUAGCUUGGGCACUUAAAGCAGUACAGUCUUUUUAGUGUCUUGGUUUGGUUUUUUUUUUGGUUGGUGGUUUUUUUUUUGGUUUUUUGGGUUUUUUUGCUGAAGCCGAGCAGCCCUUCUGAAGAGCAGGGGCUACUGGCUUGCAGACACCACCGAGCGCAGCGGCACGGCUUGCUCGUUGAGAGCUGGCUUGGGUAUCUUCGCAGGGCACUAUACUGAGCCAUGUGCUUGCAGAGGUACAGCCUUCGUAUACAUUAUGUUCGAUGAUUCCUAAGACUUUAGGAGUUAAGAUUUAAGGAUUAAGUUUUCCACAUUCCAUCAGGUUGUUUUCUUAACUGUUUUUGCUUUUCCUGUGUCCCAGUCACCUGCACAGUAGCACACUUGCUUGGCAAAUACAAUCUUCAGUCUUUAACUUGUUUUCCUGAUUCAGGGACCAUUUUUUUUAAUGAAUUUUGACAUGAAUUUAAUUGACCAAAUUUCACGUUCCAAAACCAAAGAUCUGUGAGACACAUGUUUUAAUCCUCCCAGUUACUGUUUGAAACUAUUUUUAGGAAGUUGCAUGGUUUGGCUUGCCUGCAGGAGUGUUUUCUGGAGUGGAGAAAGAUUACACAACCUUGUGUACAAUGUAUGUUUGUGCCCUACUUCUUUGCUUCCAGAGCAAAGAAUUAAUGCUUUUAUUUUAGUGGUAGUCUUAACUGUCCCUGACUUCAUUGUUUUCCCUCUAUUUUGCAGCGUUGUUAAGAAUGGGAAUCAGCAUUUCUUCUGGAAAGAUCUGUGGGGGAGGAGGGGUUGCGUAUUUGCACACUGGGAAUACAGAAAAACUUUAACACUAUACUGCUGGCCCACUUACAAAGGGACUCCCUAGGAUAACUGCUGAUGAUGAGCUUUGUAUCUGAAUAUUGUCUGCGUCAUGAGCAGUUUGAUUCUUGUUAAAUUCAGGCACAAGGUAGGAACUCAGCCUUUUGAUUACAGCUUUACUAGUGCCUAGCACCCAGACGCUACCCAGACUUAGAAACAGAGAAUAUUUUUUUUAAGAAUCUCAGUCGGAGGAGGAGCUCUGCCUGCAGAUAGUGCCUGGGCUGCCUGCACCACCCUGCAAUGCCCAAGGUCAGGAGGAGUGAGGACCAAGAUGGAUAGCAUUGCAUUAAGUGUUGAGGUGCUUAAGGGUAAAGGAAAGAAGCCUGAAUUUGAUGUGAAAGGAAGCCAGUGGAGGAAUUAAUAAAAUAAACCCAGAGGUACUUUCAACAGCAGCAUCUUAAAUAGAAUUGAAUGGAGAAAGACUGUAAUGCCAGAAAAAAACCCCUGAAGUCGGGUCCUCUGAGGUGGUCUCUAAAGCUUAUUCAGUGCAAGAUGGCUCACGCACAGAAACUUUAAGGUUUUAGGAGAUAUAGAGGAUGUAGUAGCCAAACUUCUCUGGAAAAAAAAUUUUGGGAAAGUCACUGUGGAUCCCACUGUGAAGUUUCGGUCCUUGGGACUCUCUGGCUACGUGUAGAUUGCCAAGAUACUUGUUGCAGUAGGGGAGGAUCAGUAACUGCUGAGGCUCGUACAUCUACACUAUAUGCAGCUUAAGACUGCAUAUAGUCUGUUUCCUUGGCUAAAUGUCCCCACUGCAUAUGCAGUUUGAAGCAGGCAAAAUAACCGGUUCAGACUCUUUAACGUCUCUUUUAGAGGCUGGACUAUAUUUGGCAUGCAGCUGAGCUUCCAGUGUAGUUUCUUCCAAAAUAAACUUAAUCCUUGUGUACCAACCCCCCCCCCCCCCCCCCCCGCAAACUGAAACAAGGUUCAACAAGGGAGGAUGAUUGGGAAUUCACUUCAGAAAAGCACUACUGUUUCAAACCAAAAUGCUAAUGGCGGCUAGGAAUUGGAAUAUUCCUCCUCCAUCCUCAUUGUCACAACUUAGUAGCUGAAGGCAAAUUAAAGCAACCUCCUUCCCUCUUCCCCCCUCUUUUCACCUCUUCCCCUGCCUCCUCCACCCCCCCCCCCAAAAAAAAAAAAAAGUAAAAAUUAGACAACCAAAUACCAAGGGGACAUGAGUAAGUGGAAGAAAGGGAUAAUUUUCAGUUAGUAUAGAUUGACACAGCACUACUGAGUUAAGAUAAAACCUCUGGAAAAAUGUUCACGCAACUUUUUCCAGAUGUCACUCCCCAUUAGCUCUCUUGCCAGAUUGUGGGGAUCUUUGUUUCUUAACGUGUCUUUGUGUUCAAUGUUAGCACACUAUUCAGACAAAUAAAAAACCCGAUAGUUUGUGGAAAGCUUGCUUGUUGGGAUAUGCUUAAUGUGUUCUAUGUUCAGAGGAGCACUUAUAUAUUAUAAAUGGAAUGUAUUUGAAUUACUGUUACAUGUUGAUCUCAUUGUAUUGCUUCAGGUUUUGAUUAUUAAUGAAAUGCUAGUAAGUAUCGCUAUGCAUUAUGCAGAGUUAUUUGAAUUAUUCAUGUAUAGCAAGUGGAGUUCUGCACUUUAAAAUGUUGCCUUGGCCUAAUGUUUAUAUUCAUUCUGUCUUUUUUGUGCAAUCAGAAAUCUUUGUAGGGGAAAAAAAUUGUGUAUUCACUGUACUGAACAUUUUUAGUAUUGUAAGUUAACUUCCUGUUAGAAAAAGAAAUGUUAAAAUGACCCUAUUUAAAAGUCUGUGGUCUGUGCCUGACUAUACACUCAUCAAUGAAAAAAUUAUAAUGGUAUUACGAAAGCCAACAAGAAUAGUAAUGUUUUAAUUUAAAAAUAUUUACAGAGAAAUAGAUUUUUUAAAAAAUUUUAAUCAUGAUUAUGCAAUGCAGAUUAGCAAAAGGUAAUAAUUCUUGGUAAAAUAUCUACUGUUCUACAGAGCAAAGGAGAAUGUAACUAUUCUUGAUCAUACAUUUAAAAAGAAUACGCAAGUUUUGAAAAGUAAAAAGCCCAAGUUCCUUCAAAGAGUACUGUAGUUUUAAAAGGAAAGAUAUUAACAACAUUGCUCAGACAAGCUGUUUAAAGGUAUUGUUUUAAGCAUUUCCAGGAACAAUCCAUAACAGGUGAUAAGGUGGACAGCAUUUAAAAUACUGGAUUUGUAUGAAUAAACGGUACCGCUUAUCUGCAGCCCUGUGUGUAGCAGUGGUCAACUCAUCUCUAAAAUGAUAAUGUACAAGUAGAAGGUAUUUAAAAAAAAAAAAAGCCAUGAAUUUGAGAAGAGAUUUGAAAAGGGUGGUAGCAGAAUACAAAACAAUGCAAAGUAAAAAGAAGCUAGACAAGAGCAACUCAUAAAAACAAGAUGACAGGUCAGUGAAGUUUUAGGUGGGAAACACUCAGAAAAUACAUUUUCAGGCAAUGUUCCAUUAAAUCACGGACCUCAUUCCUUCUAGAAGUCAUUGAGGCGCAACAACUGAGCAGAUUUCCAAAGCAGUUACUUACAUGCUUAACAAUCAAGCCCAAAUAAUUGUAGCUAAUCAUAGCAUCAUUAUAGGACAUUUUUCAACCUCUACUUUAAGAUUUAAACCAAAAUUACCUCUAACUCCAGAAGAAACCUAAUGUGAGGGCACAUUAUGCUUUAUUUCCACGUGUCCUGUGAAACAUGACGUUGGCCAGGUCAGAGACUGAACUAGUCCUGUCCCGGGGAAGAACCUCUGCUCCUGCAUGUCCCCUGUCCUGUGCCUGGUGACACAGUGAUGGCCAACACAAGAAGACAAGCAUCUGGUGUGACUAGAAUAACUGAAAAUAAGCGGUUUUAAAAAUCAGGUUGUUUUGAAGUUAAGCACACUGCAGAGUGCACAGCGUGUUUUAAGUUACAUGAGCAUAUAUCUAAUAGUGAACUUCUAGAUACUAGGAACUUUGGCUUUUGACUUUUUUUAAAGCCCUUGUACUGUACAUGCAACAACUCAUGCUUCUUCUCUCAGCAGAGAAGCCAGCAAAUGGCAUCUGCAAGGCUGGCUGUACAAAAACCAGUAACAGCAACAAAAACAAUUCUUGGGAAGCCAAAAGGACAUCAGCAACAUCAACAACAAUCUGUUGUGUAAAGUUAAUAGAACUAUUAGCUUUUAUUGAAAGGCUGAGCAAUGUUUUUGGAGGGCAGCUUCCUGGAAAUUUCAGUGGAAAUUUUUUCUUGGAAAAUGCCCUGAAUCAGAGUGUGCUCUGACCAAUGAUGUCCCCUGUGGCUUCUGGAGAGGCAGUAACUUCUGUCAACGUGAAUGCAAUAGUCAUGCCUAGGCACACACUUCCUUCCCCAGUCAGGACUCAGAAGUAUGUAUUCGCUUUAAUUCUGGGUUUAGUUUGUGGUUCCUCAUACGUUUGGUUUUAGUUUGAAAAUAACUAUGCUGAAUGAGUGGAGGUGGGAGAAGGAGAAGGCUAGAAGGCAAUCGCACACCCAGGGCCUAACACUUCAAUUCAAAAGACUUGUCCUGUCAGGUAGAUGUUGUUAUGUUUGCAUAGCUCCUAGACUCAGUGAUUUGGCUUAAUGACUUGAGUCAGCUGGUAACAAUUAAACCCAUCCAAGACCAGAGUGUAAACUGUGAGCAGCUGACAAAAACAUAAAAAUAUUUUACCUUGAUCUUCAUUUAAGUCAUCGAAGGCUUUGCUUAGCCAAGUGCUCCUAGGUGCAUUUAGGUACAAAAACUCCUUGGAGAAAACCCUUCAGCAGCAGUGACCAGUGUUAGUGACAACUGAAUGCUUUGAUCUCUGUGUCCUACCUGGCCUUGGGGCUUUGGAGCUGGGUUGUGCAUUCCUUUAAAAGGCUUUGCUGACGAAGCUUUUAGAAAGUGGUUGCACGCACUCCUUAGCUGAGGAAGUUUGCAGCCCUCGCUUCAAGAUGAACCUUCUUUCCCCAAAGGAGAGUUCACACCUCACCGGAGUAAGCUUUUCUGAUUCUGGUCUCUGGUCUGCUUGCCGCUUGUUGUGCAUAGGCUCUGGUUCUUUCGUUUGUGAAAAAUGCCUAACUGAAGUUAAUGUUGUUGAAUUUAUCUUUCCUGUUGUACUCGUGUAGUUUCAAGGAAGAGCAAUGUAUUAAAAAAAAAGUAUAUGUGAUUUCCACUGUUCUGCUUGGUUUUGAUCAUGCUAAAUGAGAAGCCGUGUACUGUUGAAACAAAUAAAGAGGCCUUGCAUUUACACCAA
Molecule: messenger RNA, 8205 nt
Organism: Grus americana (Whooping crane)
Lineage: Eukaryota; Metazoa; Chordata; Aves; Gruiformes; Gruidae
Gene: GDA
Product: guanine deaminase
Exons: 14
Coding region: 19-1494 (491 amino acids)
Biological process (GO): guanine catabolic process
Cellular component (GO): cytosol
Molecular function (GO): zinc ion binding; guanine deaminase activity
Source: RefSeq, a predicted model, not a curated record